CUCCCUCUUAGAUAACCUCACCUGAUUUCCUGUAAAUGAAGAGGGGGAGGAGCAGAUCAGGUGCAUGAGAACAGGAAGAGUAGAGUCAGCUGAGACUCCAUUUAGUGUGAAGAGAACAGAGCAGGAGGAGGAAACUGAAGGCUGAGGCAGGACUGACUUCAGAUCAGAAGAUGAGUGAUUUGGAGGAAGAGGAGGACGGAGCAGAGUCUGUAGUAUCUGGCUGUCAGUCUAUGAAGAGUGACUGGUCCAAAGAUGAACCUCCAUUCUUCAGUGCUGAACCUGGACCCUCAGACACAAAACUGACUUCAGGUCAGAAGAUGAGUGAUUUGGAGGAAGAGGAGGACGGAGCAGAGUCUGUAGUAUCUGGCUGUCAGUCUAUGAAGAGUGACCGGUCCAAUCAUCAACCUCUAGACUUAGGUGCUGAACCUGGACCCUCAGACACAAAUAUUGAUAAUAAAAACUAUCACCAGAUUGUAAACUUUUCUUAUUUUGGUCUUUCACCUUUGUCCUUUUUUCUAGAGAUCAGUGGUCAGCAUAAACAUAAACAUAAGAUCAGAGUGAAGAGGACAUAUGAACGUGUGACUGAAGGAGCUGAUCAAACAGGAAGUGGAACCCCCCUCAACAGGAUCUUCACUGCGCUCUACAUCACAGAUGAACUGAGUGAAGAAGUUAAUACCCAACAUGAGGUGAGGCAGCUCGAGACAGCUUCCAAGAUGAAGACCCUCCAUGACUCUCCAAUCAAGUGCAGCGACAUCUUUAAAGCCUUACCUGACCAACAGAAACACAUCAGAGUCGUUAUGAUGAUCGGCGUCGCUGGUGUUGGAAAAACCGUCUCAGUGCAGAAGUUCUGUCUGGACUGGGCCGAGGGUUUGGAAAACCAAGAUGUGGAUCUGGUGAUUCCUCUUUCCUUCAGGGAGCUGAACUUGAUCAAAGAUGAGCAGUACAGUCUUCUGGAGUUCCUCCGUGUUUUCCAUCCAUCAUUACAGGAGGUCACAGCAGAGCAGCUCGCUGGCUCUAAAGUUCUCUUCAUCUUUGACGGCCUGGAUGAAAGCAGACUUUCACUGGAUUUCAACAAGAGGAAGGUUGUUUCUGAUGUCACACAGAAGUCAUCAGUCAACGUGCUGUUGACCAACCUCAUCCAGGGGAAGCUGCUUCCCUCGGCUCUCGUCUGGAUAACUUCCCGACCUGCAGCAGCCAAUCAGAUCCCUCCUGCGUGUGUUGACAGGGUAACAGAAGUACGAGGCUUCACUGACGACCAGAAGGAGGAGUACUUCAGGAAGAGAGUCAGUGAUAAAAAGCGGUCCAGCAGAAUCAUCUCCCACAUCAAGACAUCCAGGAGCCUCCACAUCAUGUGUCUGAUCCCAGUCUUCUGCUGGAUCACUGCUACAGUUCUGGACCACAUGUUGACUACAGACCAGAGAGGAGAGCUGCCCAAGACCCUGACUGACAUGUACUCACACUUCCUGCUGGUUCAGACAAAGAGGAAGAAGCACAAGUAUGCUGAGGGACAUGAGACGAGUCCACAGGAGCUGACGGAGGCUGACAGGGAAGUUCUUCUGAAGCUGGGGAGGCUGGCGUUUGAACAGCUGAAGAAAGGAAACAUCAUGUUCUACCAAGAAGACCUGGAGCGCUGUGGUCUGGAUGUCACAGAGGCCUCGCUGUACUCAGGAGUUUGUUCAGAGAUCUUCAAAAGAGAGAGUGUGAUCUUCCAGAAAACAGUCUACUGCUUCGUUCAUCUGAGUGUUCAGGAGUUUCUGGCUGCAGUCUACCUGUUCCACUGUUACACCAACAGGAACACACAGGUACUCAAGGACUUCCUGGGGAAAGGCUGGGACUGUGACAACAGUGACCUGAAAGAUCGCAAUGAUGGUGACAGUGAACAGGACUUCCUGGAACCAGACUUCAAGCAUAGGGACUCAAACGUCUCAAAAAACCCCGUCCCAAAGUCUUUUCUCAAGAAGAUUUUUAAGUCUUUUGGAAAGAAAGAUAGCCAUGAUGAAAGUGACAAUGACCAUUACCCAUCCCUGGAUGUCUUCCUGAAGAGAGCCAUGGAGAAAUCCCUUGAGAGUAAAAAUGGCCACCUGGACCUGUUUGUCCGCUUCCUUCAUGGCCUCUCUCUGAAGUCCAACCAGAGACUCUUAGGAGGCCUGCUGGGUCAGACAGACAACAGUCCAGAAAUCAUCCAGAGAGCCAUCAACAACCUGAAGGAGAUGAACUGUGAUGGGAUCUCUCCUGACAGAAGCAUCAACAUCUUCCACUGUCUGACGGAGCUGAACGACCACUCAGUCCAUCAGGAGAUCCAAGAGUUCCUGAAGUCAAAAAAGAGAUCAGAGAAGAAACUCUCUGAGAUCCACUGCUCAGCUCUGUCCUACAUGCUGCAGAUAUCAGAGGAGGUUCUGGAUGAGUUGGACCUGAGUCAGUACAACACAUCAGAUGAGGGAAAACUGAGACUGAUUCCAGCUGUGAGGAACUGCAGAAAGGCUCGAUUGAGGAGAUGCAGUCUGUCAGAGAUCAGCUGUUCUUCUCUGGUCUCAGCUCUGAAGUCCAACCCCUCCCAUCUGAGAGAGCUGAACCUGGGGGGCAACUACAACCUGAAGGAUUCAGGAGUGAAGCAGCUGUGUGCUGGAUUGGAGAGUCCAAACUGUAGACUGGAGACUCUGAGGUCAGUUCAUCUAUUUUAUUCUUGUACAGUGUAAAUCUGUCAAAAUUAA
Messenger RNA from Sander lucioperca (pikeperch), 2711 nucleotides. Its product is annotated as NLR family CARD domain-containing protein 3-like. Lineage: Eukaryota; Metazoa; Chordata; Actinopteri; Perciformes; Percidae. The coding region runs from base 171 to 2696 and encodes 841 amino acids. The record is from RefSeq and is a predicted model, not a curated record. The transcript is spliced from 5 exons.